Molecule: messenger RNA, 541 nt
Organism: Malurus melanocephalus (red-backed fairy wren)
Lineage: Eukaryota; Metazoa; Chordata; Aves; Passeriformes; Maluridae
Product: mitotic-spindle organizing protein 2B-like
Exons: 3
Coding region: 28-477 (149 amino acids)
Cellular component (GO): spindle; centrosome
Source: RefSeq, a predicted model, not a curated record
AACCGGCGGGGGCGGGGCCUGGCCGCCAUGUCGGAGGCGGCGGCGGGAAUGGCGGCGGCGGCGCCGAUGGCGGAGGCGCGGCUGCGGCGGAAGCAGCUGCUGAGCGCGGAGGAGGCGGAGCUAUUCGAGCUGGCGCAGGCGGCGGGCAGCGGGCUGGACCCGGAGGUGUUCCGGGUGCUGCUGGACCUGCUGCGCAUGAACGUGGCGCCGCUCGCCGUGUUCCAGGUGCUGAAGUCGAUGUGCGCCGGGCAGCGGCUCCCGCCGGGCCCCGAGAGCGGCCCCUCCGCGCCGGCGCCGCUCCCCGCCGACACCCGAGGGAGAAAUAAAGCCAGCUCUGCUGUCAGUGGGACACAGAUUGUGGCCGAAAGAAGCAGCCGGGAAGGAUCUGCCCAGAGGAUGCCCCGACAGCCGAGUGCAAGCAGGAUGCAGAAGGCAGGAACCUCGGGGAAGAACAGCGGGGGAGGCAACAGUACCUAAAUAAGGCCUUGGAACAGAUAGAUUUUGAUUUGACAAUGUAUAUAAACUGUGCUUGUUAAAGCUG